Messenger RNA from Amphibalanus amphitrite, 2418 nucleotides. Its product is annotated as phenoloxidase-activating factor 2-like. Gene Ontology annotation, biological process: proteolysis. NCBI's taxonomy places the organism in Eukaryota, Metazoa, Arthropoda, Thecostraca, Balanomorpha, Balanidae. Bases 175 to 2064 code for a protein of 629 amino acids. Gene Ontology annotation, molecular function: serine-type endopeptidase activity. The record is from RefSeq and is a predicted model, not a curated record. The transcript is spliced from 6 exons.
GAUCCAAAGAGCAGCCGGUGGCGGGCAGACACCGGUCACUCGGCCGUAAACACAGCUGGAGCCGAUAUAAGGGCGCGUCCGGCGACUCAGCGCGGACAUCGCGACAGGCCCCGUGCACUGGGGCUGCACUGUCACGCCCUCUCAGCGUCUCACACACAGAGAAACAGGUCCGCCAUGAUGCGGUGGGUGCUGCUGGCCUCCCUGGCCGCCCUGGCCAGCUCGGUCUCCCCGCCAGACAUUCCCACCGACAUCGCCAAGUACGCCAUCUUCCUGGCCAACAGCAGCGCACAGGAGACGACCACCUUCACGCUGCAGCACACGGUCAUCAAGAUCACCAAACACUCGGCCGCAGAGUCGUCGGCGCUUGCCAAGAGCCGCGCGCCCAGGAUUAUCGUCACUGACGCGGCCGCCAAGGGCCUCGUAUGCGUGGGUGCUGGUCGCGUGCAGCUCACCCCUGCCGGUAAGGUUGUUGAGGCCGGCGAGGUGUCCACCGGUGCCGCAGCGAGCAGCGCUUCCGCGGCCGCGGGAGGCGACGAGUCGCACAAGGCCGAGGAGCUGAUUGUCGGUCAGGGUGACGGCGUCGUGGCGUCCGUGAGCUCCGCCGCCUCCGCGUCGGCGUCCGGUGGCGCUGCCUCGGCGUCCGCAGCUAGUGGAGGUGCCGCAGCCUCGUCCGCCGCGGGUGGAGGCGGUGCUGCCUCCUCGGCCGCAGCCGGUGAGGGAAGUGCUGCCUCUUCAGCUGCUGGUGAGGGAAGCGCUGCCUCUUCAGCUGCUGGUGAGGGAAGCGCUGCCUCUUCUGCUGCUGGCGAGGGAAGCGCUGCUUCUUCUGCUGCUGGUGAGGGAAGCGCUGCUUCCUCCGCGGCCAGCGAAGGCGGUGCUGCCUCUUCUGCCUCGGGCGAGGGAAGCCAGGCGACCGCGACUGGUGACAGCACUAGCACCAGCGCCGUCGGUACGGAGGGUGGCAUCAGCGUGGACGUCAGCGGCCAGGGCGAGGCGGCCGCCUACGGGGGCGGCGAGGGCGUCCACCUCAGCGGCAGCGGCAAGAUCACGCACAUCGAUGAGCGGUUCUGCACGUGCGUGCCCGACUACCUGUGUGACGACGAGGGCUACAUCAACACGGCCGGCGCCGGCCUCAUCGACAUCCGCUCCUUCUCCAAGACGAAGAAGACGAGGGCGUACGCCUCCAAGUGCAAGGAGACGGAGACGUGCUGCAAGCACCGCGACAACGAACAGAUCGGCUGGUUCCCGAGCGGCUGCGGUGACCGCUCCCCCAUCCCGCUCGACAGGCGCGUCGUCGGCGGAGAGGCUUCUGGUCUGGGCAGGUUCCCAUGGAUGGUGGCCAUUAUCCGCUCGAUCGCCAACGGACCCGACGAAUACGUGUGCGGCGGCUCCCUCAUCAGGGAAGAUGUCGUCCUCACCGGCGCCCACUGCGUCAACAAGCUGAAGGGCGAGCGUCUGAUCGUGCGCGCCGGAGAGUGGGACACGUGCAACGACGACGAGCUGUACCCGCACAUCGACAUCGAGGUGGCCAGCGUGAUCCAGCACGAGGGCUUCAACGCGGCGACGCUCUACAACGACGUGGCACUGCUGCAGCUGGUCCACGGCGUCGAGGUGCAGCAGCACAUCAACACCAUCUGCCUGCCGGACCCCCAGUUCAGCGUGGACAUCCACCUGGACGAGUGUGUGGCCACCGGAUGGGGCAAGGAGUCCUUCGAGAACAGCCAGUACACCAACAUCCUGAAGGAGGUGCCGCUGCGCGUGGUGGGUCACGACGCCUGCCAGGAGGCUCUGCGCACCACGCGCCUCGGCAAGUGGUUCAAGCUCCACGAUACGUUCACAUGCGCCGGCGGAGAGCCUCAUGUGGACACGUGCAAGGGCGACGGCGGCUCCCCACUCGUCUGCCGGAUCCCCUCAGAGUUCCCCGGGGAGGACAAGUUCGUCCAGGUCGGCAUUGUUGCCUGGGGCAUCGGCUGCGGCAAGGACGGCAUCCCGGGAGUGUACGCCGACGUCCAAAAGCUGCUGCCCUGGAUCCACGAGCACAUGCCGCACUCGGACGAGUACCCGUGAUCGGCCGCCGGUCGCCCCACGCGCCCAGUUGCCCACCAUCGCGUCGGCCAGUGUUUACCGAUCGCUCAGCGCCUGGCCGGUCGGACGGGGGCCCGAGCCGGGGACGGCAGACGGUCACCGCCGCGGUCUGGGAAUAAACACUGGGCAGCCGACCGACCGAUUUGGGCCCAAAUGUGACCCGGUGUUCGUAUACAGCUUGCGACACGGCGACGAGGAGCGGGCGAUGGCCGCUGGACGGCUUAGACAAAAAACGGCAACUGGCGCGAUAGGGAGUUCCAGCCGGCCGCAGCGAGUCGUUUUGUUUUUCUUCCAGAGAUGUGUGAAAUGUGCUCAGAAAUACAUGCAGAACUGUCA